UCAAACUACUUGCAAACAUUAUACCUAUACAUAUAUGAUACAUAUAUCUAUAUGUGUGAACUCUUAGUGUAGAUUUCUUUCAAGUAUCGCCUAUCAAGUUUGACGAUCAACAAUUCUUUGUUUAUAGUGUUUAUUCUAUAUAAAACCGCGGGAAAAGAAAACAUUUCUGUUUUUUUUUUUCCUUAUAAUUGUUGAUAUUUUAUUUAAUGUUUUAGAAGACCAUGGACAAGAAACAUCCUGUUGCAACUGGUGGAAUUCUCCAGAAAAUUAAGAAAGCUGCUUGUCUCGAUGCAUCACCAUCGGACACUGGAAAAGGGAAAAGCAAGUCAUCGGAUAUCAAAGUGUGUCAUGGAUUUCACUUGGUAGAAGGGAAGUCUGGACAUGACAUGGAAGAUUAUCAUGUUGCCGAAUAUAGAAACAUAAAGGGCCAUGUGCUCGGGCUAUUUGCAAUAUUUGACGGUCAUCUGGGUGAUCGUGUCCCGAGUUAUUUGAAAGACAAUCUUUUUAACAACAUACUUGGUGAGCCGAAUUUCUGGAAUGAUCCCGAGAAGGCAAUAAAAAAUGCAUAUCGAUCUACUGACCAAUUUAUCCUCGAGAAUGCUGGGCAAUUAGGUCCGGGUGGCUCAACUGCAGUUACAGCAAUUGUGAUUGAUGGCAAAGAUUUGUGGGUUGCAAACGUAGGAGAUUCCAGAGCUGUGUUAUGUGAGAGGGGAUCUGCAAAUCAACUAACGGUGGACCAUGAACCGCACAUUGAAAGGAAAAGGAUCGAGAAACAGGGUGGAUUUGUGACUAAUCUUCCAGGUGAUGUACCUCGAGUCAACGGUCAACUUGCUGUUGCUCGAGCUUUUGGAGACCAAAGCCUUAAAGCACAUCUAAGUUCAGAACCUGAUAUUCGACAUGUACCUAUCAACUCCACCAUAGAGCUUGUAAUAUUGGCCAGUGACGGCUUAUGGAAGGUGAUGAGUAACCUCGAAGCAAUUGAUAUGGUAAAAUCUAUCAAAGACCCCUUAGCAGCAGCCAAGCGAUUGACCUCAGAGGCAUUAGCAAGAAAAAGCAAAGACGACAUAUCAUGUAUUGUCAUUCGAUUUGGAUGACCAGAACACCACCACCACGUCCAUCAUCUCAAAACCCCUGCAAAUUGGUAUUUCAUCCCUCUUAUAUUUAUACAUUGGGUUUAUGGUUAUAGGGUAAGUAAGACCAAAAUGUUGUAUAUACAAUAUUGUAUCUAAGCUCAUGGUAGUGAAAAGAAUUAUAUGUUCAUAGAGCUUUUAAAAUGCACUUUCUUAAUCUUUUCUUUUCA
This is a messenger RNA of Erigeron canadensis, 1300 nucleotides long. RefSeq names its product probable protein phosphatase 2C 44. NCBI's taxonomy places the organism in Eukaryota, Viridiplantae, Streptophyta, Magnoliopsida, Asterales, Asteraceae. The transcript is spliced from 5 exons. Gene Ontology annotation, biological process: protein dephosphorylation. Gene Ontology annotation, molecular function: protein serine/threonine phosphatase activity. The record is from RefSeq and is a predicted model, not a curated record. Bases 222 to 1094 code for a protein of 290 amino acids. Gene Ontology annotation, cellular component: cytosol; nucleus.